UCUCUCCCCCUCCAAAAGAAAUAGUCUCCAACUUCUUGUGAACUGAAUAAAUAAGACUUGAAGGCCUUCCCAUGGAAGCUGAUUUUCUUCCUCAACACAUUAUUAUUGUUAUCCUUAUUAUUUUGUACAUCCACAUUCCACCAUUGUCAACCACCCGGGCACCCGGCCAGACACAAACUAAACACCUGACGGCCAACGUAAGAAACCAAAAAUGGCGACUUAUCAUUAUCGGAGUUUGACACUCAUCAUUCUCGCCGGAGUCCUUAUAUCUGCUGAGCUAUGUGGAUGCAUUGAUGGAGGGAUAAGGUUGGGUUCAAGAUUGUUAGCUAAGGACGACGGCGUGAAGCGCUGUUGGGUUUCUGACAACGGAACCUUUGCCUUCGGCUUCACGCCCACCACUAGCGGCGGCUCUAGCACCAAACGGUUUCAGCUAGCGAUUUGGUUCGCACAGCUUCCUGGAAAUCCUACAUUAGUCUGGUCCCCUAACAUGCAAAUAAAUCAACUGUUUGGCCAACACACCAUUCAUCAAUUUUCUCCUCUUAAUAAUCUUGAAUAGAAACUCCCCAGUCAGCAAAGAUGCAAUCUUGGAGUUAGAUACCUCCGGUAGCCUCACCCUCACCGAUGGCAGCACCACUGUCUGGACAUCAAACACCUCUGACGCAGGGGCCGAGACGGCAUCUGUGUCAGAAACGGGCAACCUCCUCCUCCUAACCCACAACAGAACCAUCCUUUGGCAGAGCUUCUCACAUCCAUCUGAUACUCUCCUACCAGGACAACCAUUAAUGGCCUCCAUGGAACUUAUCUCAUCCUCAGCUUUCCCUUCUCCAGGAUACUACACACUGAAAAUGUUACAACAGCCCACCUCUUUAAACCUUGCUUUGACCUAUAAUGUCCUUGAAACUCUGGAUUACUCGCCCGAGUCAUACUCAAACUACUCCUACUGGUCUGGACCGGACAUCUCAAAUGUGACUGGAAACGUGGUCGCGAUUCUGGAUGAGAAGGGGAGCUUCGGAAUUGUGUAUGGCUCGUCUUCCGCUGGUGCCGUAUAUGUGCACAAGAAUGAUGGCGAUGACGAUGAUGGGUUAUCAUCUGCCACAACCCAAUCCGUGACAUCCAACCGACUCCUAAGGCGGUUAGUUCUAGAGAGCAAUGGGAAUUUAAGGCUGUACAGAUGGGACAGUGAUGUUAACGGGACAAGCCAGUGGGUCCCGGAGUGGGCAGCAGUGUCGAACCCGUGUGACAUCGGCGGAAUAUGUGGCAAUGGUAUAUGCAGUUUAGACAGAACCAAGACGAAUGCUUCUUGCCGCUGCUUGCCAGGGAGUAACCCAUUGACUGGAACUGAUGUCCAGUGUUACCAGAACUCCUCCCUAACCGGGAAAUGUGACCGCCAUCACGAGAACCUGACCGGAGGUCACUUCAAGAUGGAAACAGUCCAGCAGACAAACUACUACUUCUCCAAGAAAUCAGUGAUAGCGAAUUACAGUGACACUGAGAGUUUAUCCAAAUGUGGGAACGCCUGCUUGUCUGACUGUGACUGUAUAGCUUCUGUGAAUGGGCUUCUUGAGGAAAAGCCUUACUGUUGGCUCCUCAGUAGCCUGGAAUUCGGGGGGUUCGAAGACCCAAGCUCAACUAUGUUCGUGAAAGUGGAGAGCAAUGGCUCAUUCCAGGGGGGGAACGGUACAAGGAUGAGGGCGAGAGGGUCAUCAAUGGAUAAGAAUGAUCGUGACAAGGUUUUGGUGCUUCCCAUUGCAUUGAGCAUGAGUCUACUGACUCUACUCAUUGGACUCCUGUUUUGCUUGUUGUAUAUCAGCAUUCACAGAAAGAGGUCACUGAGGAGAGCUCUGGAAAGCUCAAUGAUGCUUUCUGGAGCUCCAAUUAGCUUUGCUUAUCGCGACUUGCAAUCCAGGACCAGCAACUUCUCUCAUUUGCUGGGAACAGUUUAUGUUGUCAGGUGGAUUUGGGAGUGUAUUCAGUGGUGCGCUCGGAGAUGGAACAUUGAUUGCAGUAAAGAAGCUUGAUAAAGUUUUACCACAUGGAGAGAAAGAAUUUAUCACAGAGGUGAACACCAUUGGUUCCAUGCAUCAUAUGAACCUCGUCCGCCUCUGUGGAUUCUGCUCCGAUGGAACAAAAAGGCUUUUAGUGUAUGAAUUCAUGAAGAAUGGAUCUCUGGACAAGUGGAUCUUCCCUUCAUUCACUAACAAGGAUAGGCUGUUAGAUUGGCCAACACGCUUCCGGGUAGCCCUUGGGACAGCACAAGGGAUUGCUUACUUUCAUGAGCAAUGUAGGAACAGGAUCAUACACUGUGACAUCAAACCAGAAAACAUACUCCUGGAUGAGAAUUUCUGUCCAAAAGUGUCUGAUUUCGGGCUGGCUAAACUGAUGGGGAGAGAACACUCCCAUGUUGUGACAAUGAUCCGAGGAACCAGAGGAUACCUGGCACCAGAAUGGAUCAGCAACCGUCCCAUUACAGUGAAAGCUGAUGUUUACAGCUAUGGUAUGCUUCUUCUUGAAAUUGUCGGCGGCCGGAGAAAUCUUGACAUGAAGUUCAAUGCAGAUGACUUCUUUUACCCAGGGUGGGCGUACAAGGAGAUGACAAAUGGAACACCAUUGCAAGUUGCA
Molecule: messenger RNA, 2619 nt
Organism: Cuscuta epithymum
Lineage: Eukaryota; Viridiplantae; Streptophyta; Magnoliopsida; Solanales; Convolvulaceae
Source: the annotation of a GenBank genome assembly